AUGUUGCUAACAAAGUGUGCAGUGAAUGGCAUCAGAAAUCCCUUUGGAUAUCAGCCAUGGAGAGAGCAGCGCACUUUCCAGGCCAUGUUCGAUAUCUUGGAAUCAGACAUUGUGGUCAUGCAAGAAACAAAAAUCCAACGGAAAGAUCUGCAAGAUGACAUGGUUCUAGUGCCGGGCUGGGACGUCUUCUUCAGCCUGCCAAAGCACAAGAAAGGAUAUUCUGGCGUCGCCAUCUAUACUCGCAAUGCUUCCUGUUCGCCCAUCAGGGCUGAAGAAGGAAUCACCGGCGUCCUUUGUCCUCCCAAGUCUACAAGCAAGUUCCGGGACCUACCUUUAGACCAACGGAUCGGGGGUUAUCCCCGUCCUGGUCAGCUAUCGGGCCUCGUAGAAGACACGAUACUCGACUCCGAAGGCCGCUGUGUCGUCCUGGAGUUUCCUGCAUUCGUGCUGCUCGGUGUCUACUGUCCAGCCAAUCGGGACGAAAGCCGAGUUGAGUUUCGCACCAGCUUUUUCGAGGCCUUGGAUGUCAGGAUCCGGAAUUUGGUAGCCGAGGGGAAAGAGGUCAUUCUCGCGGGAGAUUUAAACGUGAUUCGAUCAGAAAUGGAUUCAACCAACGUUGUUGAGGGCUUGCGCAAGGAAAAUAUGACAUUGGAUGAGUGGAUUUCACUCCCGACACGACGAAUCUUCAACCAGCUCAUAUUCGAAGGCAGUAUUAUCGGCGAUCAUGACGAGGGCCGAGAAUCGUCGGUAUUGUGGGACCUAUGCCGUUGCUUUCAUCCAAGUCGACGAGGGAUGAAUACGUGCUGGGACACCAAAAGAAACACUCGGCCAGCCAACAAUGGCAGCCGUAUAGACUACAUUUUAUGUAGCGAUGGCAUCAAAGAUUGGUUCACUUGGGCCGACAUUCAGGAGGGUCUCAUGGGCUCCGAUCACUGCCCUGUUUUUGCCACAAUUGCCGACAAGGUUGUCAGCAACGGCAGGCAGGUCAGCCUCGGAGAUAUCAUGAAUCCCGCAGGCGUGUAUAAGAAUGGCGUUAGGAUGCGGGACCUAACACAGAAGGAUAUUUUGCCACUAUCUGCAAAACUCAUCCCCGAAUUCGACCGGCGUCAGAGUAUCAGGGACAUGUUCUUCAAAAAGGUCGCCAGUGCGGAAAGAAGCACAACACGAUGCGAUUCAGAGUCUUCCAGCUUCCCAGCGGAAGAUGUGAGUCAAGCUAGCGACAACGAUGCUCCAAGCCAAAUAGACACUGCUCCUCAAACGGCGAAUACUGGCACACCGGGCACGGAGCCUGCGGGCCUGCCAAAUGCACAAGCCCGCAAAAGAUGUCCUGACCCCAUCGAUGCCGUGCCAAGACAACUCAAGAGAAGCAAGUCUGGAGCGGAUCCAACUGGCUCUAAGCAAAAGGCCUCGCAGGGACAAAGCACACUGAAGGGAUUCUUCAGGCCAGUUGGCUCGGCGCUUGCCGCUCCGGCUGCGUCACCAAAUUUGGAAGAGCAAAACAGUGCACGGGAUAGCCGUGCUACGAGGAACCUACCUGCUGCCAAAGAAGAUUCCGACAAUGCCUCAUUGAAGGGACUUGCGAUUGCAGUUCCUGAGAAGUCUGCUCGUGACGGGAUCGUUGACACAAUGCCAAAGUCGCCUGACAGAGUGUUUGAUCCCAUAGAAGCCAAGGAGUCGUGGUCCAAGCUACUGGGCAAACGAGUUAUCCCUCGAUGUGAGCACGACGAACCGUGCAUUAGCCUGGUGACCAAAAAACCUGGCGUGAACCGUGCGAUUGACACGUCAGACAACAAGCCCUCGCUCUUCCUGACCACUUCCGCCACGCCGGCUUCGCAACUUGAACAGUCCCGCGGCGCCAGGCACCAGGCCUCUCCCGUUGACUUGGACAAGCAUUACCGCCGUGCCCCCGGGGGCGUGCCCGCGAAGGCUGCGCCCCUGCGGCUCGACAUGUCCGCCGCACCACAUUGGCAACGGUGUUACGGCGACGGUGCGCACAUGGGAGCGUGA
Messenger RNA from Metarhizium album ARSEF 1941, 2007 nucleotides. Its product is annotated as DNA lyase. The record is from RefSeq and is a predicted model, not a curated record. Bases 1 to 2007 code for a protein of 668 amino acids. Gene Ontology annotation, biological process: base-excision repair. Gene Ontology annotation, molecular function: endonuclease activity; phosphoric diester hydrolase activity; double-stranded DNA 3'-5' DNA exonuclease activity. The transcript has 6 exons. Gene Ontology annotation, cellular component: nucleus. Lineage: Eukaryota; Fungi; Ascomycota; Sordariomycetes; Hypocreales; Clavicipitaceae.